GGAAACGACCAAAUAAACAUUUCAUUCGAUAAAAAGUUGUACUCGAGACAAGAAGCAUGCGUGAAGUCAUUUCGAUUCACUUAGGACAAGCCGGUGUGCAAAUAGGAAAUGCGUGUUGGGAGUUGUACUGCCUGGAGCACGGCAUUCAACCUGAUGGGCAGAUGCCUUCCGAUAAAACCGUGGGUGGAGGUGACGAUAGCUUUAAUACCUUCUUUAAUGAAACGGGAGCUGGAAAACAUGUCCCCAGAGCGGUGAUGUGCGAUUUGGAACCGACGGUAGUUGACGAGGUACGCACUGGAACCUACAGGCAGCUAUUUCACCCCGAGCAACUGAUCACGGGAAAGGAAGAUGCUGCGAAUAACUACGCCCGUGGGCACUAUACCGUCGGAAAAGAAAUCAUCGACUUGGUUCUGGAUCGAGUGCGUAAAUUGGCCGAUCAGUGCACGGGAAUGCAAGGUUUUCUCAUCUUCCACUCGUUUGGAGGCGGAACAGGGUCAGGAUUCACUUCGCUGCUCAUGGAACGAUUGUCGGUCGACUAUGGGAAGAAAUCCAAGCUGGAGUUCGCCGUGUAUCCCGCACCCCAAAUAUCGACAGCGGUAGUCGAACCUUACAACUCAAUUUUAACAACCCACACGACUCUGGAACAUUCGGACUGUGCAUUUAUGGUGGACAAUGAAGCGAUCUACGACGUCUGUCGCAGAAACUUGGACAUCGAGCGACCCACAUACACCAAUUUGAAUCGGUUACUGGGACAAAUCGUGAGUUCGAUCACUGCUUCGCUUCGCUUUGACGGUGCUUUAAACGUCGAUUUGACCGAAUUUCAAACAAACCUGGUCCCGUACGCUCGCAUUCAUUUCCCUUUGGCCACUUACGCACCUGUUAUCUCCGCCGAGAAAGCUUACCACGAACAACUUACGGUAGCCGAUCUUACGAACGCAUGUUUUGAACCCGCGAAUCAAAUGGUCAAAUGUGAUCCGCGCCACGGAAAGUAUAUGGCUUGCUGUCUGCUAUUUAGAGGUGAUGUCGUUCCCAAAGAUGUUAACGCCGCAAUCGGUACUAUCAAGACGAAGAGGACUAUUCAAUUUGUAGAUUGGUGUCCUACCGGAUUUAAGGUGGGAAUCAACUAUCAACCGCCGACAGUGGUACCCGGAGGGGAUUUGGCAAAAGUGCAGCGUGCUGUGUGUAUGCUGUCAAACACGACAGCGAUCGCAGAAGCUUGGGCGCGUUUGGAUCACAAGUUCGAUCUCAUGUACGCCAAACGAGCCUUUGUCCAUUGGUACGUUGGAGAGGGAAUGGAAGAAGGCGAAUUUUCUGAGGCACGAGAGGACACUGCUGCAUUGGAAAAAGACUAUGAAGAAGUUGGCAUGGAUUCCGGUGUGGGAGAAGAAGGAGAAGAUUAUUAAAGUUGCUAAUCGGUUGAAUAAUUUAAGUUUGUUUCUAAGCGUGCAUUCGCAAUAGAUGUGUUUAGUUCCUGCAUUAAGUUAAAUAAAUAAUGAUUAUCACAAA
Molecule: messenger RNA, 1506 nt
Organism: Photinus pyralis (common eastern firefly)
Lineage: Eukaryota; Metazoa; Arthropoda; Insecta; Coleoptera; Lampyridae
Product: tubulin alpha-1 chain-like
Exons: 2
Coding region: 57-1403 (448 amino acids)
Biological process (GO): mitotic cell cycle; microtubule cytoskeleton organization
Cellular component (GO): cytoplasm; microtubule
Molecular function (GO): GTP binding; structural constituent of cytoskeleton
Source: RefSeq, a predicted model, not a curated record